AUGACCGCGAAACUUCUAUUCUGUGCUCUCUUCCUGCUCUUCUGUACAAAUGUGGCGGCAAAAAGCGAUCCGGAGCUUCAUAUGACUACGGUAGGAUGCUGUAUGCUACUUUUUGAGAAAUUUUUUCGUACAGCCUCAAAUCAUCGAACGAUGGGGCUAUCCGGUGAUGAUCUACUCGGUGACGACCGAUGACGGAUACAUUUUGGAGCUACACAGAAUUCCGCAUGGAAAAAGUAAUCUAUAGAUAUGACUGAAAAGAACAUUUUCGAAAUGACCAAAUUUCUCAGCAAAUGUGACGUGGCCAAGUGGAAAGCAGCCAGUAAUCUUCAUGCAACACGGACUCCUGUGCGCCUCCAGCGACUGGACCAUGAACCUGCCCGAGCAGAGUGCCGCGUUCAUCUUCGCCGACGCCGGAUUCGACGUGUGGCUCGGCAACAUGCGUGGCAACACGUACAGCAUGAAGCACACGAAUCUGAAGCCGUCGCACGCGGACUUUUGGGAGUGGAGUUGGGACGAAAUGGCCGCCUACGACCUUCCGGCGAUGAUCGACAAGGUGCUGGAGGUGACGGGACACGAGAACCUGUACUAUAUGGGGCAUUCGCAAGGAACGCUCACCAUGUUCAGUCAUUUGUCAAAAGACGAUGGAAGUUUCGGGAAGAAAAUCAAAAAGUUCUUCGCGUUGGCGCCAGUUGGAGCUGUCAAGAACAUCAAGGGAUUCAUGUCAUUCUUCGCGCACUAUUUCUCGUUGGAGUUCGAUGUGAGUUGGUUUUUAGGAAUACUCCAAUACCGUUUAUUCAAGACGCUGUAUUUUAAAUACCGGUAGACAAUGUGCAAAAUCUCUCAAUGAACAAUAUGUUAGUUGACAACUUUUUGAUAUCUUCACUGACAACGGAGAUCUAUUGUCCGCAAUGAACGGCGUUAGGAAAAUUUAGUUGCGAAACGAAAAGUGAUGUAAGUCAGCUGCCGGUGGAGAUAUCAAAACGUUGUCAACUGAUAAAUUGCUCAAAAAACAUAUUUUGCACAUUUUAUCAGUUGACUACUUUUUGAUAUCUGCAGUGGCAGCUGAGGUACGUCCUUUUGAAUAGACGUGUUAAAGUGUUUGUGUUUACAAAGUCGAACUUUGCAUGAUAAAAGUAGCCCGAACGAUACAAAAAGCUGUGCAGGGUUGGUUCGACGUCUUCGGCGCCGGCGAGUUCCUUCCCAACAACUGGGCGAUGAAACUGGCGGCAAAAGACAUUUGCGGAGGACUCCAAAUCGAAUCGGAUCUCUGCGACAACGUCUGCUUCCUCAUCGCCGGUCCGGAAAGCGAUCAGUGGAAUUCGACGCGUGUGCCAGUGUACGCGUCGCAUGAUCCGGCAGGAACGGCCACUCAGAACAUUGUGCACUGGAUCCAGAUGGUCCGACAUGGAGCAGUUCCGGCCUACGACUGGGGCAGCAAGGAGAACAAGAAGAAGUACGGACAGGUGAGAGACAAUUGUUUUUGUGCUUCGGAAAUGAUUAAUUCAAGGCAAAUCCGCCAGAGUACGACUUUACGGCCAUCAAAAACGUGCAGAUCUACUUGUACUGGAGCGACGCUGACUGGUUGGCUGACAAGCAAGACAUCACCGAUUUCCUGCUGACCCGAUUGAAUCCUGCCGUGAUUACUGUAAGUGGCUCGAUUUCCACACUGAUUCGAUGUUUCUUUCCGCAGCAAAACAACUAUUUCACGGACUACAAUCACUUUGAUUUCGUGUUCGGACUUCGUGCUCCGCAAGACAUUUACCGUCCGAUUGUGGACAUUUGUACCAAGGACUAUAACGGAAAUUGA
Molecule: messenger RNA, 1807 nt
Organism: Caenorhabditis sp. 36 PRJEB53466
Lineage: Eukaryota; Metazoa; Nematoda; Chromadorea; Rhabditida; Rhabditidae
Source: the annotation of a GenBank genome assembly